GUUACCUUCCGCACUUGCACUGUCUUCUCCUUCCCUCCCUCGCCUCCUCCAUCCCGUCCCGCUCGCGAUCUCGCGUCCUCCCUACCGUCCCGCCCACCGCCUCUCCGACGAGCGAGAGGCCGGGCGGCCGCGCGUCCAGGCCCGCUCCUCAUCCCCGCCCCUCGAGCCGUGGCCACCCUCCUUGCGGCCUCCCCGACGUCGCAAUGCCGCUGCGGUUAGAGAUCAAGAGGAAGCUCGCGCAGAGGUCGGAGAGGGUCAAGUCCGUCGACCUGCAUCCAACCGAACCAUGGAUCAUGUCAAGCCUUUAUUCUGGCAGUGUCUGCAUCUGGAACUACCAGACGCAGACAAUGGUGAAAUCUUUUGAAGUCAGCGAGUUACCAGUUCGUUCGGCUAAAUUUAUUCCACGAAAGCAAUGGGUUGUGGCUGGUGCCGAUGACAUGUUCAUCCGUGUGUAUAACUAUAAUACUAUGGAUAAGGUGAAGAUGUUUGAAGCUCACACUGAUUACAUUAGGUGUGUGGCUGUUCACCCGACCCUGCCUUAUGUGUUGUCAUCGUCAGAUGACAUGCUCAUAAAGCUCUGGGACUGGGAUAAGGGCUGGAUGUGUACUCAAAUCUUUGAGGGCCACUCUCACUAUGUCAUGCAAGUCACAUUUAACCCCAAGGAUACAAAUACUUUCGCCAGUGCUUCCCUUGAUCGUACUGUAAAGAUCUGGAGUCUUGGUUCACCUGAUCCUAACUUCACAUUGGAUGGUCAUUCAAAAGGUGUGAAUUGUGUUGAUUACUUCACUGGUGGUGACCGGCCAUAUCUAAUUACUGGCUCUGAUGACCAAACUGCGAAGGUUUGGGAUUAUCAAACAAAGAGCUGUGUUCAAACACUUGAAGGACAUGCCCAUAAUGUCUCUGCUGUAUGUUUCCAUCCCGAGCUUCCAAUAAUAAUGACAGGUUCAGAGGAUGGAACUGUUCGUCUAUGGCACUCAACUACCUACAGGCUUGAGAAUACACUUAACUAUGGCCUUGAACGAGUUUGGGCAUUAGGUUACAUGAAGGGCUCACGGAGAGUUGUGAUUGGAUAUGACGAAGGAACAAUAAUGAUAAAGAUUGGCCGUGAAGAACCUGUUGCUAGCAUGGAUAGCAGUGGUAAAAUCAUAUGGGCCAAGCAUAAUGAAAUUCAAACUGUUAAUAUCAAGGCAGUUGGCGCGGACGCUGAGAUCGCAGAUGGAGAACGUCUACCAUUGUCUGUAAAGGAGCUGGGAAGUUGUGAUCUUUACCCACAAAGUUUAAGACACAAUCCAAAUGGGAGGUUUGUUGUUGUAUGUGGAGAUGGAGAGUACAUUAUCUACACAGCGCUAGCAUGGAGAAAUAGAUCCUUUGGGUCUGCUCUUGAAAUUGUCUGGUCAACUGAUGGAGAGUAUGCUGUAAGGGAAAGCCCAUCAAAAAUAAAGAUCUACAGUAAAAACUUUCAGGAGAGGAAAAGUAUAAGACCAGCAUUCUCUGCAGAACGUAUACAUGGCGGAGUGUUGCUUGCGAUGUGUACAAAUGACUUCAUUUGUUUCUAUGACUGGGCAGAGUGCAGGUUGAUACGUCGAAUUGAUGUGAAUGUAAAAAAUGUAUAUUGGGCUGACAGUGGUGAUUUGGUAACAAUAGCAAGCGAUUCAUCAUUCUACAUUUUGAAGUACAAUAGGGAUAUAGUUUCUUCUCAUCUAGAUGGAGGGGCUUCAGUUGGUGAGGAAGGCGUGGAAGAUGCCUUUGAAUUGCUUCAUGAGAUAAAUGAACGUGUCCGUACUGGGUUAUGGGUCGGAGAUUGUUUCAUAUACAAUAAUUCUUCAUGGCGGCUAAAUUACUGUGUUGGAGGAGAGGUUACUACAAUGUUUCACUUGGAUCGGCCUAUGUAUUUAUUAGGAUACCUGGCUAACCAAAGUCGUGUAUAUCUAAUCGACAAGGAGUUCAAUGUGGUGGGUUAUACUUUACUACUCAGUUUGAUUGAGUACAAAACACUUGUGAUGCGUGGGGAUUUGGAACGUGCAAAUACCAUUUUACCAUCCAUACCAAAGGAACAACACAACAGUGUGGCACAUUUUCUUGAAUCACGUGGCAUGUUGGAGGAAGCCCUUGAUAUAGCGACUGACCCUAAUUACAGAUUUGACCUGGCUGUGCAGCUUGGCAGCCUGGAAAUUGCAAAGGAAAUUGCUGUUGAGGCGCGAAGUGAAUCAAAGUGGAAGCAGCUGGGGGAACUUGCUAUGUCCACUGGAAAGCUAGAGAUGGCAGAAGAAUGUCUGCUUCAAGCUACAGACCUUAGUGGGUUAUUGCUUCUAUAUUCAUCACUUGGAGAUGCUGAAGGGAUAACAAAACUGGCGUCCAUGGCUAAAGAGCUAGGAAAGAACAAUGUUGCUUUCCUUUGCUUGUUUAUGCUAGGCAAAUUGGAAGAAUGCCUUCAACUGUUGGUUGAUAGCAACCGUAUUCCUGAAGCAGCAUUGAUGGCACGAUCAUAUCUUCCAAGCAAAGUUUCUGAUAUUGUUUCAAUAUGGAAAAAGGAUCUUCAGAAGGUGAACUCCAAAGCUGCAGAAUCUCUGGCAGAUCCUGCCGAGUACCCAAACCUGUUUGAGGACUGGCAGAUUGCUCUCAGUGUAGAAUCUACUAUUGCUCCCAAGAGGGGUGUCUAUCCACCUGCUGAGGAGUACAUGACUUAUGCGGAGAGGCCCAAUGAGAGCCUUGUGGAAGCUUUCAAAAGUAUGAAUGUGGAAGAAGAGAUACCAAGUGAGAAUGGAGAUCCUGCUCAUGAGGUCAUUGAGGAUGAUGGAGUCGAGGAAAGUCAGGAGGAUGCCGUUGAAGUUGAACCCGAUGGUUCAAUAGAUAGUGGUGUUCUUGUGAAUGGGAAUGAUGGUGAGGAACACUGGGGUAUGAACAAUGCAGGAACUUCAUCAGCAUGAAAACAGUAGUUGUGGAAGUUGCUAACUCCUGACCAAUAGUAGAGAUUACGACAGCAUUCUGCACCAGCAUUUUGGUUGUUUUGUGUAAAGGUUGCCACAUGUUCAGAGUUGAUAGUCAUGUAAAAGAAGUUCCUCUCCAUUUGUACAAGACAUUGUGCGUGGUCUAGUAUUGAGCAUACAGGAACAGUCCAUGACAAUUAAGUAGCACUUUGGUUUAGAUAACAAAUUUUGCAAUUCGAUUCUUUUUGGGUAGGGUUUUAAAGCUUCAUGGCAUUGUAGAUUCCGGUAUGUUAUAGAUUGCCCUACCCUUAUAUAUUCACCAUAUGUUAAUACUGUCAUUCUUCUGAGGUUGGAAUUUGUUCACCAGCAGAUGUGCUGCACCCAUGUAUUUUGGUCCAAAUAAACCGUCUCAUAUUUCUUUCUCAGUUGAUCACCU
Molecule: messenger RNA, 3363 nt
Organism: Panicum hallii
Lineage: Eukaryota; Viridiplantae; Streptophyta; Magnoliopsida; Poales; Poaceae
Product: coatomer subunit beta'-2-like
Exons: 26
Coding region: 204-2927 (907 amino acids)
Biological process (GO): intracellular protein transport; endoplasmic reticulum to Golgi vesicle-mediated transport; intra-Golgi vesicle-mediated transport
Cellular component (GO): COPI vesicle coat
Molecular function (GO): protein binding; structural molecule activity
Source: RefSeq, a predicted model, not a curated record